This is a messenger RNA of Corythoichthys intestinalis (scribbled pipefish), 19271 nucleotides long. It is a transcript of the gene syt7a, whose product is annotated as synaptotagmin VIIa. The transcript has 8 exons. Gene Ontology annotation, biological process: regulation of dopamine secretion; calcium-ion regulated exocytosis; regulation of calcium ion-dependent exocytosis. Lineage: Eukaryota; Metazoa; Chordata; Actinopteri; Syngnathiformes; Syngnathidae. Gene Ontology annotation, cellular component: synaptic vesicle; plasma membrane. The record is from RefSeq and is a predicted model, not a curated record. Bases 1828 to 4017 code for a protein of 729 amino acids. Gene Ontology annotation, molecular function: SNARE binding; calcium ion binding; calcium-dependent phospholipid binding.
AAAAAAUACAGUAUUCAGCUUGUUUGUUUUAUUGGUGGUACAAUUUUGUUGACCACAGCAGCCACUCUUCUACUGUAAAUUUAACCAUUUUUAUUCGUAGUGUAGCUUUCAUGAGCUACUAACCGUAAAAUGUUGUGUCCUAUUCGAAAUUCAAUAGUAGAUGAACAAUAUUUGAGUGUUGUAUAUUCUUAAAUGAAAAAUACCAUGCGACCACAUGAGAAUUACAUUUCUAUACAUAUUUCAUAUACCAUCACAUUUACUGCCAUUGACGGUGAUAGACUUCCAAUCCAUUUCAACUGUGAGGGCUGGCAGUGGUCUUUCACAACCAGCUCUCCCAGCCCUUUGUCACUGUCAAUGGCUGCGAGUGAGAUCGUGUUUAUUCUGGAUUUUUUUUUAAACAUCAGCAGCUAUGCUUGGUAUUCUCUCAAGUUCAGCAGAGAGGUGGGUGGGGCAUCGGUGUCAAGGUGAGAGUUGUUAUUAAUCCAGUAGGACCUUGAUGUGACACCACAGUGACUCAAGCUUUCAUCUCAAAUGCACAAUGCAACCAAAAUGGGACUGCACAGCCUGCAAAUUUCCCUUCUAAAAUAAAUAAUAUAGCUUCCACACGCUAGCUCCAGUGAAAUGAUGUGUCAUCCAUUUGGUACCAAGUUAAUGUGGACCACGUCAUUUCGCUCUCCUGUGACGUAUGCCAUCACUGAGAUUCUAUAUUCAGUAUGUUGAUUUUCAGUUGGGCGCCAUUUUUUUCACCUUUCUUUGCCACCUUUCUUUUCUUCCAGCACAACACAUUCGCGCUCUUCACUACCUCAUCUACUCAGUCCACCCCCUCCUUUCUUUUUUACCCCCUCUCUAUAAUUGGUUUCUAUUUUCGGGCAGCCAUAAGAGUCUCUGUGUCUCGUGUUUGUGUCUCGCACCCCAUUUUCCGACUCCUCCAUCCUCACCCUCUGAUGUUAUCACUCUGCAUCUAACUAUUUCCAUGUACAGCCACACCUACUAGUGUCUGCAUCCUGUUUCAUUUUGGCACAACCUUAAUUUUCCCCUUUUAUCUUUGCUGUAUGCCCAUUAUCUCACUGGCUGCCUUCAACGAUUAUAGAUGUACCAGAUCUGCUCUAAAAAUGAGCUGUGUAUACAUUGACCACACAGUAACUUUUACAUAUUAACGCUUAAAACACUGAAACUAAUGACACAUACAGUAUCAACAACCUUCUUACUGUUGUAAAAUCUGCACUGUUAUUUUCAUUGAGUAACGUUUUUGGCUGCCAUUUACUGUGAUAGACGUACAAUCCAGUUUUGACUGAACGGGCUGGGAGCGAUCAUUCAAGUGAUGCCAGUACUCCCAAUGAAAAUGGAUUGGAAGUCUAUUGCUGUCACUGGCACUGAAACGUUCAAUGUCAGACAUCUGAGUUCAAAUAUAUUUGAUGUCCAUAACUGCUAAUGGGAGUGAAUAAUUUAAACUUGGUUUCCGAUGCACCAGAGUCCAAGAAUGCAAAUUAACUUUCAGUGAAGUAAUGCAAAAGCUGACUAAACCGAGGUGAAUAGCUUUCAUGACCUAAUUCACAGUCUGAUGACAGUGGUGUAUAUAUUUAGCCCACAGCAAAAAAAGUACGUUUCAAAGAUAAUACAAUGUGCAUGUGUUCAUAAAGUAGAUGAAAUGUCAUAAAGGUUUUGUCACACGACCACUAAAAGUGCCACUAUAAACAAUCCCGAAAGGGGAGUGGAAUUAAAACUUGUUAGAGGGAGGGAGACGUAGUGCAGACCUUGGUUGGCUGUUGGAUGUCUCUAGAGAGGUAGCAUGUGUUUAAAAGACCCAAAAAGACUUGGAGAGAGAGGAUGAGAAUCUGUCAGAUAAUUUUCACAAGUGAGUGGAGGACAAUGGGGAUAUCUCAUCAAAGCAAAAAAAACUCGCCUAGAAAGCCCGGAAGCUGCAAAACUUCAAGCCAAACGUCACAGAGACGCCCUGCUCCUGUUCGGACUCCCCGCAUCCGACCGCCGCCACCUCGAAAUCCUCUUUCACGCAAGUGUCAGGCUCAGACACGCGAGGCACACUUGCACACGACACAACCGCGCAGGGCGAGUACACAGCUGGCACACGGCUGGCUGACGCCGACGCGCGACCAGCAAACGACACAUGGCAUUCACUCGGGUUGUACCUUCUACUGCUAUUUCUGCUACUGUUGUUACUGUUGUUGCCUCACGCUACUCUCCUUUUCUCUCUUCCUCCUCCUGUCUCCAACACCACCCUCUGACUCCUUCACUCCACCUCCUCCCCACUUGCCGACAUCAACUUCCUGCGCGGAUGAACUUUUGAUCCAUCCUGACAUCAACCUGACUGUUUCUGCCACGACUCCAUGCUGCCCUUUGUCACCCUGCCCUGAACUUCUCAACCCUUCUUGCCCUAACACCGCUCCCACUUCCUCUUCGGACUACUCCUUUUCUUUCCAUCGCCAUGCCCUUUGCCGGCCGUGGCCAUGUUCUCGUUCUCUUUCCUCCCUGCUUCUGUGCCCUCCCAGUUUUGGGGACCCAGUCUUGUCCUACACAUCCACUCUGGAACACAUCCCCUCCGGGCCAGCCCGUCCCCGGACGCUGCUACGCCAGCAGAGUCUGCAGCAGCCCCUUAUGAACCCGCCGGGCGCUGGAUUCGGACAUCCGCCCACCACAUCCCAGAGUUUGGGACAGUUGCACCCGGCACCUGGACAGACCGGGGGAGGUGGGGCUGCUGGGAGAGGAGAGGCAGGUGGGGGCGGAGGUGAGGGUGGGGGAGCGGGUAAAAGAGCUGUUCCACGGGCCGCGAGGGGCGGCCUUGCUGGAGCGGGUACCUCUCGCUAUAGAGGAGGUGGCGCGGGCGGGCGCUCGCGUGCCAAUCCUGGCAGCUGGGAUUACAUGAUGGACCAGAUCCGGAAUAGAGGCCUGGACGUCAAAUCCUUCCUCGAAGGGAAGCUGGUGGUCCUGUCUUUGGCCAUCGGUGUGGCCGAGCAAGAUGACUUUGCCAAUAUCCCCGACCUGCAAGAAACACAGCAGACAGUCCCGGCUGCAAGUCAGGAGCCCCCCCUCGAGAAGAGGGGCAACAAGCCAGCCAAUAGUCCCAAAGGCCAACCCCCUGAUGCCGAUGGCCACUCCUCCGUCACCGACCUGGCUAACUCCCUCACCGGCGAUAUGGUGAUGCUGUCUCCAGGUUCAGAGGAUGACGAUGGAGAGGGGCCUAUCAGCGAGAAAUUGGGUCGGAUCCAGUUCAGUAUAGGCUACAGCUUCCAGAACACGACCCUCACUGUCAAAGUUCUUAGGGGUCAGGAGCUCCCGGCCAAAGACUUCUCGGGCACUUCGGAUCCCUUCGUCAAAAUCUACCUACUGCCUGAUAAGAAACACAAGCUGGAGACGAAGGUCAAGAGGAAGAACCUUAACCCCCACUGGAACGAAACAUUCCUGUUUGAGGGUUUUCCCUAUGAGAAGGUCAGAGAGCGCACACUUUACCUUCAAGUGUUGGACUAUGACCGCUUCAGCAGGAAUGACCCUAUUGGAGAGGUCUCAAUUCCCCUUAACAAAGUGGAAUUGGGUCAGAUAAAGACCUUCUGGAAGGAGCUCAAGCCCUGCAGUGAUGGCAGUGGGAGGCGAGGGGACUUGCUGGUGUCUCUGUGUUAUAAUCCCACUGCCAACACCAUCACUGUGAACAUCAUCAAAGCCCGUAAUCUUAAAGCCAUGGAUAUUGGGGGCACCUCAGAUCCGUACGUGAAGGUUUGGUUGAUGCACAAAGACAGACGUGUAGAGAAGAAAAAGACUGUGACGAUGAAGCGCUGUCUCAACCCCGUCUUCAAUGAGUCCUUCCCCUUCGACGUCCCCGCCCAUGUGCUGAGAGAGACCACCAUCAUCAUCACUGUCAUGGACAAGGACAGACUCAGCCGCAAUGAUGUUAUCGGCAAGAUCUACCUUUCGUGGAAGAGCGGACCAGCGGAGGUGAAGCACUGGAAGGACAUGCUGGCCCGGCCGCGCACCAACGUGGCCCAGUGGCACGCUCUGAAGGCCUGAUGGCACAGCCCACCUUCCUCCUUGGUCCCCCGCCCCCUGUCUCCUCCCAGUCCCGUCCUUAUGCACAAGACUGACUUGCUGCCAGGCUGCGAAACACGGGUACAAUUAGCCAUCUGCUCUCUUGAACCUUUAAACGCCUUCCCUUGUCCUCUCCAGCUCUUCUUCUUGUUCCUCCUGUUUUUAUUUCCUUUUCCCCUCAUUUUGACUGCCCAUACUCCCUUGUGCACUUUGUUUGUGGAGGCCCAAAGUUUUGUUUCUACGGGGACCGCUCGGUCCUGAACUGCACUGCAGCAACUGAUCCACUGAAAGGUGCCAGUCCCGUGGGAUCACAGAGAAUCUUAAGUGAUACAUAUAAUAGUGUAUGAUAAUUCCAGGAACACUCUACUGUCCAGUAUGUACUGUAUGUACAUAAACAUGCAUAUAAAUUAUAGAUGACCCCUUCCGUCCAACACCAAUAGGAUACGCUAUCCAUAGCCUAUCUUUGGUUCUCUCCAUUCAUUUGUCUCUAAUGUACUCUAUCUUCCGUUAUGUUGCUUCUCCUUUUACUUAAAGUAAGUGGAUUUUAAUGUUUGACUCAAGUCAUAGAAAGCAAUCAAUACUUGGUUUGUGACGAAACCAACUGAGUUCAAGAUGGUAUUGUUAAUACUCGUGUCUCUCUUUUCUCUUCUAUUCUCUCAUUACCUCUUUAUUGUUCCCUAUUUUUAUCCUCUGGCAAAAUAUUAGCGGUCCCCACCCUCCCUACAACCACCGCCAUGUCCUUGUUGUCCAUGUGCUGUGGGUGCUGUGCUGUAGCUCCAAACAAACAAAAAAUAGAGGUUAAAAGAUAUACUGUAUAUGUACUGAACUUUCCGAAGCUGGGAAACCGGGAACAAGAUAAACUCACGAGACGGAUCACUCCUGAUUUUUCCAGACAAUAAGCCCUUGACACGGAAAGAGAAAAAAGAAGACGUGAGGGAGUAACAAACCCAAGUUCAAAUCUGAGAUGCUACGAUGAUGUCAUUUUUCACAGCGAAGGAGGGACCUAAUUUCCAAAUCUUCUUGCAACAAAGGCAACGCAACGUUUGUGCUGUUCUGUGUGCAUGCGUUCCAAUGUGUGCGCUCACUUGGAUUUGUGUAUUGAGCCUAUGAAUUCUUCGUGCUGCCGUGUGCUCUUGUUUUGCCCUGUUGUGCUGAAGAUCUCAGAGAAUCGCUCUAUCUUCCUCAUCCCUUUGCCUCUGUGGCGCAUCUCUAUUAACGUACGCCUGCUGGUGAAAAGUGUGUAUUUGAGUGCGCGUAGGUGCGUGCGCGUGUGUGUUCCAGCAAUGCAACAGAAGUCUUCUCUUUUCUCUUUCUCUCUUCUUACUGCCAUCGCUUCCCCAUCCUCCUUUACUGCCCUGCCUUCUGAACGAGGUUGCGGGGAAGUUCUAUCUGCACUUUUUCAAAAUGUAAUAAUAAUAAUAACCUUGGGGGUGAAGAUGUUUUUGAUGAUGAUUAUAGUACUGGUGAAAAUGGAGGAGGGAGUGUGUGAAAGGGGAGAAUGGGGAGAGGCCGCCUCUGCACCGUGACUUGAGGGUGUCGAGAUGAAGACGAGGACACAAAGGACGGAUGAAGGGCUCUCAUCCUCCUCUUUCUGUGCUGCCUCUUGUUUUUUUGGGGGGGUUUCUUUUUUUGUCUGCCUUCACUGGCAUGUAUGUGGAUGUUUCCUGUUGGCGGGUGGAGAAAGGAGAGAUCGCACUUGCUUUGCUUGUCAUUUGGAGGCUCGCCAAGCCAGCAUUGUUAUGACACAAAGUGGAAAGCAUGAUCAGAGUUCCAACCGAGUGACUGGCAAAUUCUGUAUGUUGUUCUGGAUGCUGUAAGCAGUCUGGCUGAAGUGGAUUCCGACUCUGUUGGCGACCCCUUCCAAAAAAAAGAUAGCAUAGAAUUUUGUGUCUCGCUGUUUCGCACUCCGUGGGUGUGAUUUUUGAAGAUGGACUGAUCUGUGACUGCGAGAUAUUGGAGAAGCAGAUAAUCUUUUCCCCGGGUGCUACGAUCCAGCAGUGUUUCAGUGGCUGCCUGUUUUGUCAGCCACAGUCAACUCAAAUUCCUUCACAGUAAAUAAAACAGACAGCAGGAAUACUUGCAGUCAUUUCAAGCUACUUGCUUAGGAGUGUUUUUACAGUAGUAAAGACCCUUGUAGGCCUAAUCCGAGGACUAGUUGGGAUGCCCAGUGUUUCCCCUAGGAUUUUUUGAAGCUGUGGUGGUUGGCUGCAUCAGAGUCGGAUUGCCUCACCAUGUCGUGCCAUGGCAAAAUUGCGUCAUAUCAUGACAUUUUUUUUUUCACAUUUUGCUUCCCUAAAAGAACCAUAACAAAGAUCUAUUUGAAAUAUUUCAUGAGCCAGGCUAAUGUUGUAGCUCUCAACUACGGUUCAUAUACGUAAAAUGCGUAGCUGAUUACAGUUACAUUACCCUACGUAAUAAUACGACUGUUCAAUGUCGUAGCAAUAGUAUGACUUACAUUUCGUAGUCCUUCUUUUUCCUUUAAUUUGGCCUUUAUAUGUACUACAUUAACACAACAAUAAUAGUACUUCUGUUAAUGGACCAAUGGCGUACGCUUGCAUAGGGACGUUAGGGAUAUAACACUAUGAACUUUUCAGGAUGCUCAAAUUGUCCCCACCAAAUUUUAAGCAACCUUUUUGCAUUAUAUAUUGAGUUCAGUUGUAUAUGUCAUUUAGAUUGUCUUCACAUAUUUUGUAAGGAUAGAAUUGACCCUACCAUUAUUAAGUGAAUCACUUUCAUUAUGUUCAGACUUACACUGACACAAUUUUUUCCCCCUCAAACGCACGUUUGAUUGGCAGAUGACUAAAUUCCCUUAUUUUCAAUCUACUAGAAAUAAGUGAAAUUAUCUGCCAGUGGUUUAAGUAAAUUUUACUCAGAUUUCUUCAAAUAAGAUUAUUUUCAGACAUCUAUUUUUUAACACACUUAUUUUAAGCAAAAAAAAAAAAAGUUUUUUUUUCUUCAGGAAUGUUCUUAAUUCAAGUGAUUUUGUUCAAAACAUUAUUUGAAAGCAUUUUUCCACUUGAUUUUGGUGAAAAAUGACCAACCUUUAAAUGUAUAGGCUUAAUAAGAUCAAAUGGUAAAAUUUACCUAUAGUAAAUUGAAUAAUUUGACCCAUUAAUCUGUUAAUAGUCUUUAACAUUCAAAACAAGAUGGAGCAAAUUAUUCGAAUAAUUUCAGAAAAAUCGUAUUAAAACGUUCUAAAUUUGCACUGUGAAAGCUGGUACGUCAAUACAGAUUUAUUUUUGCAUUGAUCAUUUGACCUAUCAAUUAAUUAGGUUCAAAUUGGUGGUGUGAAAUGUAGCCCUGACCCCCGUUCACCCAAUCUGUUGGGUCUUAUUAAAGUAAUGUCCGUCCCCAGCAAAAAGUGUACAUGCAGUUUAUGCUGUUAUAUCGUCCCUGUCAAUCUUGAGAGUGAAGUAUUCUUGAGCAAGAUACUGAACCCCACAUCGCUCCUGGUGCUGCGUCACCAGUAGGUAGAUGGCAAUGUAGUGUAAAGCGCUUUGAGCGCCUUGAAAUGGAAAAGCGCUAUAUAAGUAUAACACCAUUUACCCACUUUAUUGUGGCAACAAUAAUAAAGAAAAACAAUAACAAAAUAACAGCGGGCUUCCGUGACAUGCGACCGCUAUCUCGCUUCUCUCUACGUCACAGCUCCUCGUCCAAAUGUCUCUUAAGGGGGCCUCGCGGAGUUACGGACAUUACAAUACACAAUGAAUUGGUUGCCGCUGAACCCUUCACACUAGGCUGCCGCUAGUUUGAAAUAGCCUUAAUUUUUUUAAACAUCUUUUUUGCACGAUGUGGCGGCUUUUAUUUUGAUGUGGCGGUGCGCCACAAUAAUAAUAUGUAGGGGAAACCCUGGAUGCCGCUUACAUCUAAGUUUCUUUAAAUUGUCACUAGGACUUCAGUAUAAGUAGUUGGAACUCAACAUGUAAAGAAAAUUGAACUUCAGUUAAAGUAAAUAUGUAAUAUGUUCCACCCGGAGAUUGAUACCGGAAUUGACCUGGGGUAUGAACGUAGCCUAAGAUAUCGCGUGGCCUGUUCAUGUUUUCGUUCUUCAGGCAGAUAGGACCACAAUGUUUGCUGAGGCAACACUUGCAAGGGGGAAAAAAAGAUGGAGUGUGCACUCAUUAGUUAUGAAUAUGCUGUAAAGACCUAAACUUGAGGAAUAUAAUCAAGACCCAUUUGGUUUCCUAGCAGGUGAUUUAGUACUGCGGCUAUUUCUUUUCGCCGUGAUUACAUGGUGCGCAAAAAGGGAUAAAUCAGCAAGAUCGGCCUAAUAAACUGGCAAAAAUGUGGCAUUAUUCUUAGCAAUACAAGGUCUUUGUUUUGCUGCUGUUGCACAUGUACAGCACUUUUAAAAAUGUGUAGCACAACACUGAGGGGGAAUUUGUGUUGUUAUCUGUAACCUUUGUUUGAACUAAAACAUCCCUUGGGCAAAUAAAGUCUAUGUUAAUGAUCUGUUAUGAUCUUUUUUGUGAUAACAACUCGUGUAAACCACAUGAAUAGUCAUGCUCAGGAUUGCCGAGUGAGUAAACAUUUUAAAUACACUAUCUACGAUUAUUCAAAGAGUUGCAUAACAAAGAAGCCCUCUUUUCCAGCUGCCCUAAAACUAGAUGAUGUUAUGUUAAACAACAUUUUUGGAACACACACCAUUUUUUAAGUUAUUUGAAUGUAUUCACCGCCAUUGACGGUGAUGGACAUCCAAACCAUUUUGACUGGGAGAGACUCAGAGCAAAUAAUCACAGCCAGCCCUACCAGUCGAAAUGGGUUAGACAUCUUUCACCGUCAAUGGCAGCCAAUGAGAAACUGUAUCUGUGGUACCUGAGUUCUGAAUACUGUACCUUCAACACUGGGCAACCCAAUUUUGUUGUUUUAGCUCUGCCAGCUGUUUUAACGCAUUUUUGGGUGCAGAAUCCACAAUUGAUCACGUCAAGUUUUUGAACUGGACGAUCCCCAUUUUCUUAAUCAUUCAUCAUCUGCACCGCUUAUACUCCCGAGUCUCUUGGGGGUGCUGGAGCCUUUCUCAGCUAACUAUGGACAGUAGGUGGGGUAGAUCCUGAAUUUGUUGCCAGCCAAUUGCAGGGCACAUCUAGGCAAAUCUAACUAUUCAUUCUCACAAUCACACCUAUGGGGAAUUUAGACUGAUCCAAUCUACCUGCCACACGUUUUGUGAUACUGGAGGAUGGCAGAGUGCCUGGAGAAAGCUUGCUUUAAUGAAAAUUUUCAAAUUUUGACAUACAAUUAAAUAACGAAGCUGGCAUGACUGAUUUAUUUGUUUAUUUGACACUUUUUUUUCCCACAGCAUGCACGGAGUAACAACAUAGUACAUAGGUAGAGUAGGCUGUGGAGAAAAACCUUGAUGUAAUGAGGAAAUUGAGACCAGUUUUGGAUUCCGCACCAAAACUUUAUUAAAACAGCUUUCAGACCUAAAACAACACCCCCCCCCCCCCCCCCCCCUAAAUUUUUGUCCAGUGUAAUCAAUCCGGCUUGACCCCUUAGCUCUUAAAUCUUUAAAUUAUUCAGCUAAAAAUGCACGGCUGAUUUUGACCACGGUGUAUCCCGCCUGGCAUCCUCCAAUUGUGUACAUAUACAAUUUAUGUCCCAUUAAACAAAAACAGGCUGCAAACAUAAGGUUAUGAGGAAGGUCAGCAACAUUUUGUGCCCCUUUUUCUUAUAUGCACACUGAGUGGCUCCUCAAAAUUUGCACAGACUAAUGAGAUCCACACUUUUUCAUUUAAACAUAGAAUGAUUUAGUAUGACAAUUAGCGCAUCCUCAAAGCUCCUGGUGUUAACUUGGCACCAGCUUUUAUGCUGAAUCAGAUUGUGAACAUGAUUGCUUGUAAAAGAUUUGAAAGAAAUCCAAGUCAAUACAAUUUCAUCAAAAAAAAAACAAACAAAACAAAAACAAAAACAAAAAAAAACAGCUGUAGCUUUUUCAUGAUCUUGCUAACAAGCAAGUGAGGAGAGAAGACCAAGUUUUCCCUCAGAGACUGAUUAUAGUUUGUUCUUGUCACAACAUGUCCCCCCGCAUGUGUCAUGCAAGUUUUCCCAGGAUGGAUUUUGUGUUCAGUGUUGUUUCAGGCAGCCCUUUUAUUUUUAGCCUCUCGGACAAAAAUUAGAAAUAGUUGUAUUUUAGCCAUUUCUAAAUGUAUUAUUCUAAUUAUAGUUUUAGUUGAGAAAUACAAGACUUUAAUCAGUCAAAAUUCAAAUGUUUCCACAAAUUUAGUAUCUACAGUACAGUGGUACCUCUAUAUCCAAAGUUAAUUCAUUCCAGGACCUAGUUUGUAAGUCAAAAUGGUUGUAUGUCGAGCAGGAUUUUCCCAUAUGAAUACAUUAUAAUUCCAUUAAUUCGUUCCACUGCCCAAAAACUUACGUUAAAUCUUUAAUAAAUACUGCUGGAACUAUUGCAAAUAGCAAUUAGGCAGAGCAAAACAAGUAAAUUGUGAAUAAAAAUUUGAAUUAUAUUAAUAAUAAUAAUAACACCUGUAAUAAUGUAGCGAAUCAGGUUCUUAUGUGGCAGUUGUAUUUUCGCGUGGUGCACCUGAACGCACCGCGUGGUUGCCAGAGUGAGGGAGGACUUUUCACUUUCACUUUACAUGGUCACCUGCGGUGGAAUGUAGGCGUGUUGUGUUGCACAAGUUGAUGGAAUAAAUGACUAGAAACCUGAUGAAGCUGGCGAUUUCUUUGGCAAUGUUAUCACAACAAUAAUUGUCACCUUAACUUAUGACGACUGGCGAACGGAGGUCGGCAGCGGACCGUCGAGAGUAGACAUUCUACGGCCAUAUUGUCAAGCCAUUUCACGGAUGGCACACGACGCUAUUAUUUCCGACUUAAUUUCAAUGGUAAGCAUCACCUUUUUCCUUUUUUUCAUCACCUGAAUUAACAUGAUUUGAACCCAUGUUGAUUGCUCUCACAAGAAAAUCUUCCGUGCGUCCGUCUUGUGGGGAAAAAAAACGAAACUGCGCCGCUGUCAUAGAUUGUCCUAUUUCGAGCAUGUCGUCAGAUGUAGAGGCAAAUGGCGAGUCAAAUUUUACGUCAGAUAGCGAAAAGAUUGUGUGUUGAAGCGAUCGGAUGUCGAGGUACCAUAGUUUUUUUUUCAUUCAAAUAGCCCAAGUGCAGUGAAUAUGAACAUGUCCAAAAUAUGACCAAAGAUUAAUACAGAUGAUCAAUUAACUUCACAGUCUCUUUAAGUACAUUUUACAAGUGUGUAUAAAAAUAGACAUCACAAAAACCCAUCUAUAUAUAUGUAGCACACUGCAAACAAUCUAAAACAAAGUAAUGCAAUAAAGAAAAACAUCCCUGUGGUGCAUUCGCAAACCUAGCCACGCAAACAAGCUAAAAUAUCAGCCUGAUCUCGCCGCUCGUUUUAAUCGUAUUUCAAGUAUGACUAUGUAUCCUCUUGUCGUUACAGGCCACAAAUACCCGUUGCUUACAUUUUAAGUCAUGUAAAUCUAACAUAGUAAAACAAACCAUACGCAAUGCCAUGCCUUGCAACCAUAAGUGGAGUUUAAGGGGGGCCAGGACCCCCCUGGUGGUCGAAAAGUUUCAUUGCAUGUAAUUGACUAUCCUAUAUAUAUAUAAGUUGUAAAGCAAGAAAACAACAAAAAUGAAUGAAAUGAACAAAAAAUAAGAUAUUUUUAUAAUGUGUCAAAAUUAUUUUUCGAACAGAUCAUGUGACUAGCAACUUUGCAUAUCAUUUUCAGAAAAAAAAUGGGGAGGGCAAUUUUAUUUUUUAUAAACGAUUUUUUUCUUUGAUUGAAGCAACUUUUUGGGGGAUUUAAUUAUUUAGACACAAAUACCCUACCCAUAAUAUGGCCCAAACACUAAAAGGAUUGCUAAAAUAAAUGAAAACUUUUUUUUAAUGAAAAAUUAAGUGUUCAAAUGCAAAUUUUUGAGUCUCAAAUAUUUUUUCGCACUCAAAAACUUUUUCUAUGAUUAUUUUUUUUCUUUUUUUGAUUGAAGUGAUUUUUCUUUUGAAAAUAUUUUUUUUAUUUAUGAAGCAACAUAUUUUUUGAUUGAUUAAUAAUGACACAAAUGUUCUAGCCAAAAUGUGGCCCAAACACAAAACAACAUUACUUCAAUCAAAAAAGUUGCUUCUAUCAAAAAAAAUUGACUUCAAUAAAAAAAUCAAAUAAGAAUAGCUUUCAAAUGCAUUUUUUUGAAUUUCAAAUAUAUUUUUGCAUCCAAACACAUUUAUUUUAAUUGAAGUGACUUUUUAUUUUUUUUUAUUUUUGAUCAAAUAAUGAAGACACAACUCUACCUCAAUAUGGCUGUGUCCAAGGCAUACAAUUUUUGACUGAGGUAACUACAUUGGCUCGACACCAGCGGGCGUACCAUAUUCAUUGGAUGAUGAUCUUGGAGAAAAGUAUAGCUAUCCUUCUAGCAGCCUGAUUUAGAAUUCUCAAGAAUGAUGGGACACAAAAAACGCUCAUUUUCAACUUAUUAUUAUAAAUAUUCUUGUAAGUUAAUUUUAUUGCUGACCCUGUGUUUCGGGGUCAUCAACAUGUUGUGCCCCCUCUGCCCCAAAAGGCAAACUCCGCCUAUGCUUGUAACCACUAAGCAUUUUCGUGUCGUCUCCUCAGACUUAAACUGGCAAACAUUUCGUUAUGUUUUAUGUUCAUCCAAGGCAUAUGCUUAGCUUGUCGUUUACGUCGAAUCAUCAUGAAAAAAAAAAGGGCGUCAACGAGAUAUGGUUGUUGAAAUGAUUGUGACUCGGCUGUCAAUGACUCACCUCUUCGGAAAGGUGCCUGCUCAUCUGCUCUCCUGUAAAUGAGCAAUAUUAAAUUAAAGCUGCACUCACCGUGCGUGGAUUCAAAUAAGGCCGUUGUGAUCUAAUUGCAGAGGGAGAAUUAGAGUGUCAUGGUAGCCAGUUUUAAUCGCUUUGGGUGAUUUUUUUUUUUUUUUUUUUUUUUAAACUUUUAUGGCAUGGGCAGACUCGGCCUCCACCCCCAAACUCACCUUUUAAUUUGUUUGAAGCAUUUGUCAAAAACCAGAGUGACUUCUCCCAAUCAGGAUUCAAAUAAGCAUUAUUUGAAUUAUAACAAUAAUGAGAAACAAUCUAUUUUUUUUCUUUUUGUUCACAUUCGAUUGUCGGUCAGUGUGUGUAUUUUGAUGUUGCUGUGUCGGGUUUAUUUCCUUACAAACGUGAUAAGAAAUUCCUUCUGUUUUUGAGAACUUUAUGUAAAUAUCUUUGGUGGGAGUUAACAUUUGUUGUGCAAUGGGUUUUCCUUUGUCACUUGAAAUGAUAAAGAAAACACGUUCAUGAUAACAGUGCUGAUGUUGACCAUGCUGAUUAUUACAGCCCUUCUUGAAUAAGGGCUUUUGAUGUCCGCUGCAUUUUUGUCAGAGGUAGCCAUGCCGUUGGAGGAGAGAGAAGAGGAGUGCUAGUUGAACAUCCGAGGCUCACUGUAGAAACAUUGCCACUUAGAUGUGUUUUUUAUAUCGCUGUUAGCUGUCAGCCCUUCCAGUCAAACUGGAUUGGACGUCUAUUGCCGUCAGUGGCAGCGAACAAGUUAUGAGAGAAAUAAUACAUGAUCAAAUAUUCAUGCUACAUGACAAUAAGUAGUGUGACAAAGUAGUCACGGUGGCUGAGAUGUGUGAGGAAAUUGGAACAAAAUUCUAACCUGUCUGUUCUUCUCUAUUCAACUGACUCGAAUACUGCUCAGAAAAAUUCAAAUUCUUUGGCAUACAACAACUUCUUUUUAAAGUAAUGGAAAUAGUUACUUUCCCUGGUAACUAGUUACUUUUAGUAUCGAGUAAUUCAGUUACUAACUCAGUUACUUUCUGGAAGAAGUAGUGAGUAACUAUAACUAAUUACUUUUUUACAGUGACGUGCCCAACACUGACGCAGAGAUGGUCACAAAGAGUAAUCUACCAUAGUGUAUUUACUAUUGCAAGUCUACUACUUCUGUGAGUCUGCUACUACCGUUGUGCUCAUUUUGCGUUCGUGUUGUGGCUAUUUGCGUUUGUGUUGCAGCUAUUGGCAUUCGCGGGUUUUCCUUUUGCAAAGCGUUUGGAAUUAGCAAAAUCAGUACAUUGUUAUUUGAAUUAGGAGGGAAGCAUUUACUUGCAUUUCACAUUUCAGGCUUGGCCCAACACGACAGUUACUCCAGCAGCCUGCAGGAAGGACAUUGGGUACACUAGAAUCUCUAUUUGUAAUGUCAUCCCAUAGCGGGCAUCCUGAGGGGGGUUAGACAGAAAACACUCGUUUAGCGAUGCGCUAAAAAUAAUCCUUGAUGCCAGUGCAUCCGCCGUAGGAGUAUUUUGCUUUCUCGGCUGGUAGUAGUAAUUUGGUGAGAGCAACUCCGAUCCACUGCCAUCAUGUAUGAGAAGCCAAGGGAUUGGAAGGAGUCAUUAGUGAAAAUUCUACUUAGCGGGGUCUCGUUUGAUAAGGUACAGCUGGCACUCCUGUCUCUUUGCCUCCUCUCUGAACUCGCCAUGGCUCACCUACUCAACAAAGAGUGCUCAAACUAUGAUACACACAAUUGCGAUGUGUUCAACUGAAUUCAAUGUAUUUACUGAUUUGUUUAUUUAUUUAUGUACUUUUGCCAACUUUGUAAAGUGUAUAAAUAUCUAUAAAUAUAUGAACAAGACAGUACUGUAUAGAUUUUAGCUGCCUGGUAAGGUUUCCUAGUAUAUACUUGGUAGACUAAAGCAAGUGUAGAGCUGUUCAAAAGCCAGUUACUGACAUUCUCGCAGUAACUCUGUGCCACUGGCGCUUUUGUAUCCUAAGUUUUGCUUCUGCUUUAUUUUUUUUUUUUCUAGCCAGUGGCGCCAAUGUGUGUCCUUAAUUUUGUCUCUGUUAGUUGGUUCUUCUGUUACUGGUGUUUUUUUCCCCUUUUUCUUUAUAAGACACAGCAAGGUUCUGGCAGCCAGGAGAGUGCAGUGGAACGCAGACUGGGACCCAGUGCAUAUAUGUAUGUGUGUGUGUGAUAAGUGUGUGUGUGUGUGUCUGUCCGUCUGUCUGUCCAGGCUAGUGCAAGUGUUCUCUGUGCAAAGCUCUUCUCCUUACAUUCCUCCCUUUGUUGUGACUCCGGUGUUUGUUCAGGUGCAGGAUGACUGUGUUGGCUGAAGCUGGCAGUUGCCCCCCCAUGACCACUCAAUUCCUUCAUUGCAAAGCUUCAUUUUAAUCCUCCACCAAGUAUAGAUUUCCACUUCCUCCACUCGAUUGUUCAUUUACUCUCCUAUUCAGACGGUAAUGCAUACACCUACAGAGUCUAAUUUACCAGUAAUCCAUGCUCCCUCAUCUAUCUGGGAUUCAGUGUCCAUUAGCGGCUCUUAUUCCUCACCUUAUUUUUUCCUUUAGCUCUGUGGACCAGACAGUGAUCAUGCAUAAAGAAGAAAGAUACAGUUCUGGCCCAGACGGGUCAGUCACAUUUACAAUAUGUACUCUGUAGCUCUGAUGUACAAGUAUGCACUCUGUAGCUUUGAUCUACAAGUACUAGCAAUUUAGAAAAGAUCAAAGUAACCCCAAGGUCACAGCAAUAGAUCAUUUACAAGUAAGCUUGCAUUUUAACGUAUUGGCUGCCAUUGAAAGCAAUAGAUCUCCAAUCAAUUUUGACUGGAUUGGAGGACUUUCUAUUGACAAACUGAUUUAAAGUCACAGCAGAAGGACGAUCAGAGCCACAUUCGGUCCUGGGCAUCUAUUACUGUUAAUAGCAUGAAUAGUGAUCCAAGAGGCUUUUACAUCUGUUUUUAAAGGGGAAGCUCAGAAAUGUUGACAUUAAACUUAAUCUUCGAGUUAGCAGGUGUUUAAUUAGUCGGUGGAGUUGAUUUCAACAAAUUCCGUGCAGUUUGUUAGUUAUUUUUGGCUAUGAGUGGCUAAGCCAGCGUGAGUCAAUGGUCCUGUCUUAGCAUGCCAAUAAAAAACAUGCAACUGAUGACCCAUGCAAUCAAUAGAGUUGGCUAUGUUUUCAGGAUAAAGUUAAUAAACUUACCAUUGCAUGUCAAUAACUGUAGUAUAAACAGCAACAUUUGUAAUCCAGCAGCUCUGCAGGGAGCAGGCUGCAGAGCGGAGUGAUAGUUUUUUCCACCGGUGUGUUUAUGUCGUAGCCAGCAGCAAUUAACCACAGUUUAUAUUGUUCCUCAAUGUUCAUAAGGAAUUUGUGGAAGCUUUCACUGGCCCGUUUCCUCUGUCUGUUUCCACAGCCUCUAAAUUAACAUUCCACCAUGUUGCCGUUCUUCCGACACGACUCAGUAGAAUGAUGCUGCAUUCGAUGAAUGUGCGAAGUCGGAUUUUUGCAACCCUCGACCAGGAAAAAUCAUUAUUGGAACGCCACUUGAACUGGGAGGCCCUAGUCGCAAAGUCAUAAAAAAAAGUACCCUGACUUCGUGAGUUGCUUUAAUCUGACGUCACUCGACAAAAUGGCGCUGCCAGUUGCCCGUCACAGGCCAUUUACAGAAUUUGCUAUUUACCUUAGCCGCCAUUUUUCCUUCACUAUUUGAUCGCUUACGAGAAGCCAGGUUUGCUGGAGGUCAAAAUGUCUUUUGAUAGCCAAAAGAAAAAACAACUUGUCGCGAUCAGCCAUCUUGCUGUUUACUUUCACUUGGAAUGCUUUGAGGUCGCAAUUGGUACCAUCCGCGUGGAAUAAGUCCGACUUCCCACAUUCCUCGAAUGCACCAUGAGGACGAGUGGCCGAAGCACUCCUCUCUAUUGUAGUCGUGUAAUGCAUCGAAAUAAAUACUCCUGCAGAAUGAAAUCAAUUACGGCAGUUUGGUGCGACAUUGUUUUGGCCGCAUGUGUAUUUUGAACAAUGAUCUGCAUUUUGAAUUUAUUUGACUAUGUUAGAUCUGUUAAUAUCGUUUAUUAUUUUUGGCAUGCUAAGACGGGACAACUGAUUCGUGCUACCUUAACCACUCCGGAGCCCUGAAACUAAUAAAUAACUAACAUGCUGCACGGAAUUUGUUGAAAUCAACUACGCCGACUAAAAAAAACCUCCGUUUACUUGAAGAUUAAGGCUAAUGUCAAAAACUUCCACUUUAAGACAUCUCAGUGUGUUAAUUGUUGAAAGAGGCACAGCUUGCAGGCGUCUAUCAUCGUCAAUGAUACUAUGCAUUUAAGUUAUCAAGAGUGGGGGAAAAUUUCUUACUAGCCUGGAACAGCAGAUGUUUUUUCCAUAUAUCCGGUACGGCUAUAGUCCACAUAUCAAUCUGGGUAAGAUCCAAUUGAGACCUGUUUCAUAGGGGAACUUUAAAAAAAUAUACAGUUGCUGAUUGGACGAUGGUUCUUCUCGUCACCCACACGAAAACAUUGUUUCAUAUAUAAAGUAAAGCUUUAAGUGACGUUUUUUGGUCGUAUUUUAAUGAGGAAAUUAAGUGUGUUUCCAGCGAAACUUCAGAAAUUGACCUAUCUACAAGAAAAGCUUUGCACCCCGACAUUGUAUUCAACCAGAUAAUUGCUCCCUGGUUGCAUCUGCAUCUCGUAUCUCUUACUCCUGAUCGACUCGAACAUUAGGUGAGAUUAGAUUAGAUUAGAUUAGGUUAGAUUACCAUAUUGGCCCGAAUAUAAAACGGUGUUUUUUGCAUUGAAAUAAGAGUGAAAAAGAGGGGGUCGUUUUAUAUUUGCGGUCUAGACAUUCUACCCAUUCAUGACGCCAGAUGGCGCCAGAUAUCAUUGAAGCGAUGUUCUGUCCUGACAGAUCUCAGCUACUUUCCUCAUUCACGACGCUAGAUGGCGUCAGAUAUCAUUGAAGCGAUGUUCUGUCAUGAUAGAUCUUAGCUUCUCUUAAGUUUAACCAGUUUGCAAUUUUUUAUUGCAAUGUUUUUCCUUAAUCAGAUUUGUUUCAAGACUAGAGUUACAGUUAGACUUCAAUUUGAUGGUUAAUGCAGUUAUUGCGAUUUUGUUGUUUUAUCACAAUAGAUUGGUUUAUUUACAUUUCAAAAACCAGAAGCCAUUCAUUUGCGAAUGUGAUUGCACUUUACAUAUUUAAAUGUUCAGAUAUUAAGAUUUGAAUGAGGCAAAAUAACAUGAUUUUUCUCUCAAAUAUAUUGUUAUAAACAUUUGUUUCAGAUGUACUGUAAUUAUUUUCUGUAUAAAAAUUAAUUUGGUGUUCAAAAAGUCUUUUUUCAAAUUUGAGUUUUGAAAAAGAGGGGGUUGUUUCAUAAUCAGAGCCGUCUUAUAUUCGGGCCAAUAUGGUAGAUUAGAUUAGAUUAGAUUAGAUUAGAUUAGAUUAGAUUACAUUAGAUUACAUUAGAUUACAUUAGAUUAGAUGAGUAGUUAGACUGCUGUGGUUUGCAAGACGUAACAGCAUGAUGAAUCACUGAAUCAGAAAGUACUUGCUGCAAGUUGCUUGCGGGGCUAAUUUCUUAUAUAAAACAAAAUUUGGUGCAUUAAAAUGAACCCAUUUCAUUCAUUUUUCUCAUUGAAUAAUUGGUUAAAUGUCUAUAUUGUUUUUACUUUAUUACUUAAACCAAUUAGAUUUAUUUCAUGGAUCAUUUAACGAACUAUAAUUAGAUUAAUAAAAACAUGAAUAUUUUUUUUUUCAUUAACACUUCCCUCUACAUGACCCAACCAAGUAGUUGGAUGAACUAUAUUGAAAAAUCAAAAUGAAGGUGUGGCUGUCAGCAAAACAGUCUUCAAGUCAAAAACUGCCAUAUUCACUUGUUAAAGGUCAAGUGGAGGUCUGCUUGUCCCCUUGUUUGCGGCAAGAGAUAUAGAACAGCCUUUAAGAUUGCUUCCCCUCCCUUGCACAUUUUUAACUAGUGCUCUGAUGUGUUGCUCGAUUGCUCGUGCAAUUGUGUGUUGUGCUUUUGUUGAAGUCUCUAUUCGCGCAGCAUCGGGUUCUUACUGGGUUAGCUCCACAGACGUCCUCACCCUUCUCGUACUUACUAAGUUCCAUGCUGGAAAACGUGCCAUUUCUGCACAAGCCAUGAUUCUAACAAUAUUUAGAUGCUAAUUUUCUCUAGGUCCUCCUUUUACCGCUCUGCUACUUCAACCCUGCCGUCAACCAGGAUCACUCGACAAGGGUGAAGGAAGGAUUGUCGGCGGAAGAGCCCGGUGAAGCAACAGAGCGGUUACUUAGUGUGUCCCAUAAUGAAGCGUGAGGGCAUCUGAAGGUCGAACCCAGUAGCUCUUUGGUUUUGCGUUCCAUGUUUUUUUCUUCAGCCUCUCCGGUUUUUUGGCCGAGCAGACUGUGAUCUUACUGGUGAUCGUUGUUCUCCUCCCAUCAGUGUUACAGAGUGUGAUGGAGGGAGCCAUGGAGCUGAGCUCUGAUUUUGUUCCAUAUUAAAGAAUCAUUUUUACA